Messenger RNA from Trematosphaeria pertusa, 1960 nucleotides. Its product is annotated as MFS general substrate transporter. The transcript has 2 exons. NCBI's taxonomy places the organism in Eukaryota, Fungi, Ascomycota, Dothideomycetes, Pleosporales, Trematosphaeriaceae. Gene Ontology annotation, molecular function: transmembrane transporter activity. The record is from RefSeq and is a predicted model, not a curated record. Bases 408 to 1916 code for a protein of 502 amino acids. Gene Ontology annotation, biological process: transmembrane transport.
GGUUGAAGUGCGAAACGCCGUCUAUAACGAGCCUAACACAAUCUUUCACAUUCAUAGUCCACACGAACUUGUGACAUCCUAUAGUAUAUGGUACAGUGGGAUUUGUUUAUCCGUCCCGCUACCCCAUGGGGGGACUUUCGGCUCUUCUCCGAUGGUCGCACACAGGUCAACGGUCAUCCAAACUCCCCAGGAGUGGGUCUCCUCGCAGCUCGCAGAUUAUCCCCGGCGCCCUCACGAGGAUAGGCAUACUCAUUUCCAAAAACACGGAUACAAGAUGACUCGGCGUCGGAGAACUGCGCAUUCCCUAACCCAUAAGAUGUAUCUCUAUCCUUCUCAUGAGCAAUGCUGCUCGUCUCGGACCUCCUCUUUGCUUUGAUCCAUCUCUUCUUUCCACUUGACGUAUCGCAAUGGCCACCUAUCCGUCUGAUAAUGACCUAAGCAAGUCCGAUCCUGAAGCGAUCACCUCCGCGACUGAACGAGCGGAGAUCGCCCCCGGUAACGACGUCUCGUACAAGCGAACGUGGUACCGCACGACCUUUUUCAACAUCUCUGUCGUAGCUAUCUGCGCCUUCAUCGCGCCCGGUCUAUGGGCUGCCAUCAACGGUCUCGGAGCAGGCGGCGCAGAAAACCCGGAAUAUGUCAACGCUGCCAACAGUGUCAUCUUCUGCCUCCAGUUCCUCAUCUGCAUCUUCGGCAGUUGGAUCAUCGCCCGAAUCUCGCUGAAAUGGGCCUUCGUCUCUGGCAUGGUCGGAUUCCCCAUCUACGCCGCCAGUCUGUACACCCACGUCAAGUACGGCAACAACUGGUACCUUAUGGUGGCCUGCGUCAUCGAUGGCGUCUUUUCCGGUAUCUUCUGGCUCACUGAGGGAGCUAUCGUUCUUGCGUAUCCGGAGAAGCACAAGAGAGGAAGGUAUCUGGCUUUCUGGCUUGCGAGCCGCAUCGUGGGUCAGAUGAUCGGAGGUGCUGUCUCGCUCGGUGUCAAUGCGAAAGCUGACAUGCGCGGCCAUAUCAGCGUCAACACGUACCUCAUAUUCAUCUCCAUCCAAGCACUUGGACCCUUCGUCGCUGCAGCUCUCUCGAAUCCCGAGAAGGUCCAACGUUCCGACAAGACUCCCGUCAAGAUCAUUCUUCCGCAAGAUCUCAAAGUGGAACUGCGCGCAAUGUGGAAACUCGUCUGCCGAAAGGAAAUCCUACUCCUCACGCCAAUGAUAUCCCAAUGCGUCUUCUCCGAAGCAUUCUUCUCCACCUACAAUGCUACCUACUUCACAGUCCGCUCUCGCGCUCUCGCUUCUCUGGUCGCAAGUACCUGCGUCAUCAUUGCAAAUUUCUGUCUCGGCUUCUGGCUCGACUGGCGCCGUCCGACUGUCAACACGCGCGCUAUCGCAGCUUUCGUCUUCAUCUACGCCUUUGAGUCGUCGCUCUACAUCUACGCCAUGGUAGUAUGUAAGCAGUACGAACGGCGAGAUGUCAGACCCACCUUCGACUGGUUGGAUGACGGCUUCGGCCGCGCAGUUUGUGUCUAUAUCCUCAUGCUCGUCGGGUUCAACCUCAUGUAUGACUAUCUGUACUGGCUCAUUGGUACGGUUAACAAGAACGGUGGCGAAAUUAUUCGGUUGAGUGCGAUCAUCCGUGGCAUCGAGAGCUGUGGGCAGGCCAUUUCGUACGGCAUCAACUCGAUCGAUCAGACCAGGUUUCCGCUUUCAGGGGCUGUUGCUGUUAAUAUGUCCUUCUUCGCGGUUUGUAUCAUCCCUUCGGCGUUCGUAAUCUGGAAGGUCGGAAUUGUGAAUGGAGUGAAGCUGCAUGCCAUCGUGCAGGAUGAAGAGCCUGAGGAUGCGGCGAGGGGAGAGGCGCAAGCGCCGGCUGGACAUGCAGAUGCAGUCCUGCAAGCUAAAAGAGAAGAGGCGAAGCACGCGUGAUCGAAUCCAGGUACGUUGUGGACGGCAGGCUUUCAACUUUCAAG